This is a messenger RNA of Maylandia zebra (zebra mbuna), 1887 nucleotides long. NCBI's taxonomy places the organism in Eukaryota, Metazoa, Chordata, Actinopteri, Cichliformes, Cichlidae. The record is from RefSeq and is a predicted model, not a curated record.
ACAGCAACAUUUUCUCCUCCCCUCACGUCACUCAAAUGUGACAAACCAGGAAACAGGAAGUUCUUCGUCCUCAGUAAAGAGAGACGCACAGACGAUCAGACUGAGCUCAGACCAAACUAGCAGCUUCCUCAUUGGAAAAGUGUAAAAGACCAUAAACAGCUCCGUCACUGCUUUCAUGCACUGACCUGUGAAAGGGACAUGAUAUAAAAGCUGUUUAUCAUUAACUUUUACAGCUUCUGGCAGGCUGAUGUCUGAACUUUGGACUGAAACACACCCUGAGUUACAGGAACAUUGGUUGUUAUAACUGAGAACUAAACUAGCAGCUUCCUCUGAGUGAGUCCAGCUACAGGAGAGAAAAGUGGAAAACUCCAACACUGCUGCUUCAAGCUGCUGACGCUCCACACACUGAAUCUUCACUCACAGACUCAAUGGCUUCCAGAUCAGAGGAGGAUCUCUGCUGUCCGGUCUGUAAGGAGGUCUUCAGAGAUCCUGUUAUUCUGUCAUGUAGCCACAGCUUCUGUAAAGACUGUCUGAAGAUAUGGUGGAGAGAGAGACCAACACAUGAGUGUCCAGUUUGUAAGAGAAGAUCUUCAAGGGAUGAUCCACCUUUAAAUCUGGCAUUAAAGAACCUGUGUGAGUCGUUCUUACAGGAGAGAGAUCAGAGAGCUUCAGAGGCUCUCUGCAGUCUGCAAUAUGAGAAACUCAAACUCUUCUGUCUGGACCAUCAGCAGCCAGUGUGUGUCGUCUGCUGUGCCUCAGAAAAACACACCAAUCACAGAUUCAGACCCAUCGAUGAAGCUGCACAACAACACAAGGAGGUACUUCAGGAAACUCUGGAGCCCUUAAAGAAGAAGUUAAAGGUUUGUGAAGAAGUUCAAGUGAAGUUUGAUCAAACAGCAGAACACAUUAAGGUCCAGGCCCGGCACACAGAGAGGCAGAUUAAGGAGCAGUUUAAGAAGCUUCACCAGUUUCUAGCAGAGGAAGAGGAGGCCAGGCUGGCUGCACUGAGGGAGGAAGAGGAGCAGAAGAGUGGGAUGAUGAAGGAGAAGAUGGAGGCUCUGAGCAGAGAGAUAGCAGCUCUUUCAGACACAGUCAGAGCCACAGAGGAGGAGCUGAGAGCUGAAGACGUCUCAUUCCUGCACAACUACAAGGCUGCAGUGGAAAGAGUCCAGCGCUGCCCCCUGCUGGAUGAUCCACAGCUGCCCUCAGGAGCUCUGAUAGACCAGGCCAAACACCUGGGCAACCUGACCUUCAACAUCUGGAACAACAUGAAGGACAUGGUCUCCUACACUCCUCUCAUUCUGGACCCAAACACUGCAAAUCCAAACCUCAUCCUGUCUGAAGAUCUGACCAGUGUGACUGAAGGAGGAGAGAAGCAGCAACUUCCUGAUAAUCCAGAGAGGAUUGAUUUUUACAGAGCUGUCCUGGGCUCUGAGGGCUUUAACUCAGGGACUCACAGUUGGGAUGUUGAUGUUGGAGACAGUACAUUGUGGGUACUGGGUGUGUUAGCAGAGUCUGGGCAGAGAAAGGGAAACAAACUGUCUGGAAUUUGGAGAAUAGGGUUGUUUGAUAAUGAAUACUACAAAAUCUCACAAUCACCUCCUCACACUCAUCUCUCAUUCCAGCAGAAGCUCCAGAGGAUCAGAGUGAAUCUGGACUGGAACAGAGGAAAGCUGUCGUUCUCUGAUCCUGAUACUAACACACACAUACACACCUUCACACACACUUUCACUCACAGGAUGUUUCCAUACAUUCAAACUGAUGAUACAGUGAAGGUGUUGCCGUUGAAGGUGUCAGUGCAGCAGAUGAGUUGAGGAUGAUGAUGUUUCUAAUGUUGUUUCCUGUCAGUGAGUUGAAGCUGUUAAACUGCAGCUGUCCUCCUGCUGC